AUGCUGUUUUUCUCGUUUUUCAAGACCCUUGUAGACCAAGAGGUUACUGUCGAACUAAAAAAUGAUAUAGAAUUGAAAGGCACUUUGAAGUCUGUGGAUCAGUUUUUGAACCUAAAGUUAGACAAUAUAUCCUGCUCCGACGAGACAAAGUAUCCUCACUUGUCGUCGGUGAGGAACAUCUUCAUCAGAGGAUCUACCGUAAGGUAUGUGUAUCUGAACAAAAACAUGGUAGACACCAAUUUACUACAAGAUGCUGCUAGAAGGGAAGCCAUGAGUUCGAGAAAGUGA
Messenger RNA from Lachancea nothofagi CBS 11611, 288 nucleotides. Lineage: Eukaryota; Fungi; Ascomycota; Saccharomycetes; Saccharomycetales; Saccharomycetaceae. The record is from the annotation of a GenBank genome assembly.